AUGGGUAUUGGCAUCUUGCUUCUAUCAGCAAUUCCCGGUCUUAAACUUCGCAUCCAUCACUACAUCCUCGCAUUGUUACUACUACCAGGCACAUCGCUCCAGACCCGACCAAGCCUGCUCUACCAGGGUCUCCUCGUAGGUCUCUUCAUAAACGGUAUUGCUCGAUGGGACUUUGCCAGUAUUCUUCAAACACCUGCCGCAUUACUUGAGGACGGACUCGUCGGAAGUCUUCUCCCUGAGGUUGUCACACCUGCCAUUGUCGCAAAUAACAUCACAUUCGCCUGGGACACCAUUGCAGAAGGCUUUCAAGGCAUCAGCGUCAUGUUCUCGGUAGGUAACACUGAAUGCUACAUUAAUGGUAGCGAUACCCACUUUUGGCCACCGUCUAUUGGACUUGAAAGCUACCUUCCAGAGUACGCAAACGCUUACAUCGAAACCAUCGAGUGCUCCUCUGCCACCGGAUACAUUCGCGCUGUCUACCCAAAUGGAGGUUAUCUUGCUUUGAUGGACCGCUUUUCUGCUGGCACCGCCAAGAACCGAGCGGGAAUAUCAACAUCGCGUUUCGAAAACACCCGCAUUUUCGCGCAGAGCGCCCGUGAUGCAGUCUUGAUCCAGAGGUCUCAGGCACAGGUGGCACCACAAGUGCUGUCGGGCCAGCUCUACGGGUAG
Messenger RNA from Endocarpon pusillum Z07020, 669 nucleotides. RefSeq lists its product as uncharacterized. The record is from RefSeq and is a predicted model, not a curated record. Lineage: Eukaryota; Fungi; Ascomycota; Eurotiomycetes; Verrucariales; Verrucariaceae. The coding region runs from base 1 to 669 and encodes 222 amino acids. The transcript is spliced from 2 exons.